Molecule: messenger RNA, 1404 nt
Organism: Clonostachys rhizophaga
Lineage: Eukaryota; Fungi; Ascomycota; Sordariomycetes; Hypocreales; Bionectriaceae
Source: the annotation of a GenBank genome assembly
AUGUCAUCAACGAAAGGGAAGUCGCCUCGAUCCGAAAAGGCCAUGGCCGAAAGAUCCGAGCAGCAUGGAGCAGGCCAUUACAAAACCCUAGUGGAACAAUUCUACGAAGCCUUGUUGCUGCUCAAAGCUCUGAGUGGCCUUCGUGAAGGCUACGACGGAUUCCCUGUGAGCCAAAACCUAAGGAAAGAACGUCUCCGAAACUUCUUGCGAGGUCUAGCAUACUUUUGCGACUUCAAGAAGGGGGGCGAUACAUACACGGGUAUUGGCCUCGAGGAGGCCGAGACUGAAUAUGUCUUCUGGGUUGCCUCAAACAAGUAUCGACCUGAUUUGGCAGACUUCCUUGGAGACUUGCUGAGCCGCCUUAAGCAACUGAAAGAUGCUCCAGAGGACAAUAAAGGGCGUCUCAGACGCAGCUUGCAAGCAAUGUGUUUCUCGAAAGCAGGGAAGCGGAUCGACACGUAUCAAGGACACUUGACCAAAUCCAUUGCUGAGGCUCAAAGUAUCCUGGCCACACCGAAGACAGAGCACGAUCGAGAAUUGUCUUCAUGGAUGUCUGAGCUCAACAGGGCUGAUAGUAUGACCUAUGUAGAGCUUUGUGAUUCUAUAUUCACUGCUUCAAAGGAAAAUCACAUGCUGAGACUUCUCCGCUCUCGGGCAAAGUUUGAGAGAAGUCUGGAAAAUAUCCGAGGCAAAAGAAAUGCCUUUGACGAAGUUAGGCAUUACAUUGGCCGUUUGGCUUCUCAUACUCGCACGCUCAAUCAGCUAUGCGAUUAUGUAGAAGAUCCCCUGAUUGAGGAAAUAAUCCGCGCCCCAGUGGUUCGGCAGAUUGAUCCUCUCGAACAGGCAGCAGAAUCGACAUAUAAUAUACACACAGAACUGAAGGGGCUUCUCGUUGGGAUAAAAGAUGGCGCUGAGAGACGAGAAGUCGAAUCUCGGCUGGAUGACUUGAACAGACAGUGUAAGAUUUUCGAUAACAUUUCAAACCAGUACGAUAAUCUCAAGCCCAGGGUCCACGCGGAGGUUCAGAUCCUUGAGCAUUUCUAUAGAAAGAAACUCAGGUUUGCCAACAACGACAAGUUCGUUGGCGGCAGUAAGCCUUCUUGUGAAUGCUGUUACCUAUACUUCAAGUACCACCCUGCCCGGAUGGUACUUCCGGAGUCAUCACACAAGGUCUUCAUCCACUGGAGCUUGCCGCCAGUCGCCGAUCAGAGUGGACAUGCCGAGUUCAUACAGCAACGGAAAAUCUUGAGCAAGAUGGUCAACGUCCUUGUUUAUGAUGCCAUUUCUGAAAUACUGGACUGCAGAACAGCUCCCUGUUGGCGCCCCGAUUCUUUGACCGAUCUAUCCAGCACCAUUGCGUCCUCCCCGUUGGUGGAACCAGAUGAUGUGGCUGGACCAUCUUGA